Lolium perenne is the source of this 1350-nucleotide messenger RNA. RefSeq lists its product as uncharacterized. Gene Ontology annotation, molecular function: DNA binding; DNA-binding transcription factor activity. The record is from RefSeq and is a predicted model, not a curated record. Gene Ontology annotation, biological process: regulation of DNA-templated transcription. Lineage: Eukaryota; Viridiplantae; Streptophyta; Magnoliopsida; Poales; Poaceae.
UCUUCCCGCACACGAAGCUCUCGCGCCUGCAAGCUUCCAAAUCCUCUCACAUCACCGCAUUCCUACAUUCCCCCGGGUCUCGUGCUCUCGGAUCUCCUCCACGAUCUCCGAAUCUCGUCCCCAUGCUGCCUUCUCACUGCGAGGACAUGCUGGCCUACGCCGCCGCCGCCGCCGGACGGCGCGCGGCGGCGCUGAUCGACCCGCGGCGGUACCGGCCGAACGUGGAGGUGGCGCCCAGCUGCCCGCGCUGCGACUCGCCCAACACCAAGUUCUGCUACUACAACAACUACAGCCUCAGCCAGCCCCGCUACUUCUGCAAGGGCUGCCGCCGGUACUGGACCAAAGGCGGGUCCCUCCGGAACGUGCCCGUCGGCGGCGGGUGUCGCAAGAAUCGGCGGGGCAAGGCUGUGCGGACCGUGGCGGAAACCGCGGCGAGCCGCGACGCAGCAGCGUUCUCUCCUCGGCUCCAUGGCCCGGUGAUCCGGCCCGACCUGCUCCUCGAAGGCAUGACCGGCAGCCCGCCCGAGCCCGGCCACCACCAGCCCGUGUCGUCGGGGUCGGGCAAGCAAGCUGGAGCAGCCGAUGGCUCGACGAUCGAUUUGUCAUUGAUCUACUCCAGGUUCUUGAGCCCUCAACCUCUGGUAGAGCAGUGCGCCGUCGUGCAGGAAUCGGUCGACAACUUGAGCGGGUCAAGCACGGAUGAGGUGAGCCCGCCGGUGCUGUCCGAUCCAAGUCAGCACGGGUUCGUCGAGCUCUGCGGGCCGGUGAGCUGUGCAGAGCCCAGCAGCGCAACCACCAUGCUGCAGUGCGCCGACGCCGCACGCGCGCAGGCGCUCAGCGAGUACAAUAACUUCAGCGUAGACCAGAGCUGCUACGACUCUCUCGAGUUGCAAACGGACGGCGGCAAUCUGGUCCUCCCCUCAACCUGGGGCCAGGAGGCCAAGUACGAGCCGUUCGACUCGCUUCCCGAGGACGCCAUGGGCCUCCCCGGCGGCGACGAUGUCUGGAGCAAAGUGCUGGGCUGCCAGGGACUGGAAGCGGCUCUCUGCAGGCCAUGAUCGAUGGAUAUGGACUCAUUUACUAGCUCGUUGAUUCGCGGCUGCUGCCUGCCUGGUGUUCUUGUGAUCGAUUCUAUGUCUUCUUCUUCUUCUUCUUCUUCUUCUUCUUCUUCUUCUUCUUCUUCUCCUUAUUUUGAUCUUGUUCAUAAGUAAGUAACUUAUAUGGGGUGUUCAUCAGGGUGAAAGGACUGGUAUACAUGUGGGAUAGAAAGGACAUGUAAUAAUAAUACUCGCUUGCUAUAAUCGAUAUACUACUGUUUAACAGCUAGCUAGCUGGGCUUCCUGUUCUGAA